This is a messenger RNA of Mirounga angustirostris (Northern elephant seal), 6342 nucleotides long. It is a transcript of the gene ZNF354C, whose product is annotated as zinc finger protein 354C. The record is from RefSeq and is a predicted model, not a curated record. Gene Ontology annotation, molecular function: RNA polymerase II cis-regulatory region sequence-specific DNA binding; DNA-binding transcription factor activity, RNA polymerase II-specific. Gene Ontology annotation, cellular component: nucleus. The transcript has 5 exons. Bases 1336 to 3135 code for a protein of 599 amino acids. Gene Ontology annotation, biological process: regulation of transcription by RNA polymerase II. Lineage: Eukaryota; Metazoa; Chordata; Mammalia; Carnivora; Phocidae.
UGGUAGUCCUGGGGCUCGCGCGGUUGCGGGAGCGCUCCCGGCCUUCUUGGGGCCGGUGGCGCGGGUCAGCCCGGCUGCGUUGGGGCGGCCUGCCUGGGGCGGAGACCUCCCGGGGGCCUCUUCCCAGCCGCGGUGGAGCCAGCGCCUGUCUCGGCUUGGGUGCGGAGCGCGGAGCCGCGCGGGGCCGCGCGCGGGCGCCGGGAGACGCGGCGCGGCCCGGGGGUCAGGGGCCGGUCCCCGCGGCCCGGGCGGCGGCGCGUUGCGGGCGUCGCAGGUCGGCGGGAGACGCGCGUGGAGGGAGCGCCCUGCCAGGUCGGUCCGACUCCCUAAGUUCUCAGCCUCCCUUGCUCUGUAAAAUGGGGUAGCAGUACUUUUUAGGGUCUUCGUGAGAUUUAGAAACAAUACAUGCAAAGCAUCCCCGAUUCUGGUGUGGAGGAGCUGUGCAUCACGGAGUGUCCAUGGUUCCUCCUCCAGCAGCUUCCCCCACCUGGCUGAGGCGCCCCAGCCCCAGAUGACACCCCACAGUCAGCUAGCCGAGCUCUCACGCCAGGUGCUGCUCCCCGAAGAGCCCUCGGCAAAGCCAGGUGGCCAGUGCUGGCAGCUGUGGCCGGGCCCCCCUCUGACACUGGGCUGGCUGCUCCAGGAGCCCUCCUCCCCUGUCCUCCCAGCUGCGGUUUGUGUGUGAGAAGGAGGGCUGUUUCCCGCAUCCUGUGGGUGCUCUCAGAGGUGACCCCUGUGGGAUGUGUGCUUGGGAGGGGCCGCCGAGCAGCAGUCUGGUGUGCAUCUGUGCGAGAGGGAGUGUUUUAACCCCAUUCCGUGGGUGUGGUAAGGUCUGGCCAGAUGCGGGGGUGGGGGCUGGAGGAGGAGGAAGGUUUGCAGGCUGUGUUAUAUGGAGGACCCAUGCAGCACUCCAGGCAGCGGCCGCCGCUCAGGGAAAGCACCUGGGUGGGUCAUUAGGCAGAGAGACAAGGCAAAUAUGGGCAAGCGCCUUUAGUGUGAUUUCUUCGGGAAGGGAAGGGCUAGGUGGGGCAGGCUGACUUAGGAUUGGCUGCCUGUGUUGGACAGUGGCAGCUGGGGAAAUUCAUGUUCACUGUGGGUUUUACAGUGUGUACGGUUUAAAGCUUCCCUAAGGCCUCCAGGUAUCUAGGGGUGAGUCGCAGUUUGUGGAGUCACAGCUAGUAGACCUUAGGUGACCUUACAGCAAUUAGAACAUCAUUCAUACAAGGAGACGGAGAUGGGCGAAUUGUCUUAGAGCUUCAUUGGCUUGGUAAGUAUGCAUUUUAUUUGGUCUGCGUGGUUUAUGUGCUGUUGGUUCGUUGGGACCGGGUGGACAUUAUGGGUGGUUGGAACUUCCUCUCUCCAAGCCAUCCCUUGACACCAGAGUUCCUCAUGGCACCUUUUCCUCUCCAGACUUACCUUGUCAGCAGUCUGCACUCCCUUGCUAGGAAAACCGAGAAGGAAAGAAUGGCCGUGGAUUUGCUGCCCACUAAGGUGACAGAGUCUGUGACAUUCAGGGACGUGGCCGUGUUCUUCAGCCAGGAUGAGUGGCUGCGCCUGGACUCCGCGCAGAGGACCCUGUACCGGGAGGUGAUGCUGGAGAACUACAGCACCCUCGUCUCGCUGGGGAUUCCGUUCUCAAGGCCAAAAGUGAUCUGCCAGUUGCAGGAAGGAGAAGAUCCUUGCCUGGUGGAUGGAGAACUCCCUCGGGACGCCUGUCUAGGUCUCAAGACUCGGCUCGAAAUGGAAGCCUUGCCUCCCAGGCAGGGCAUUUCUGGAGAAGAAACAUCUCAGGGAAUAAUAAAGAAAAGAUCCAUUAAGUGUGGUCGCUGGGACACCAAUUUUGGAGAAACUUUGGGAUUUGAGAGCAGGACAGAACAGGAGCAACAAAAGAAACCUCUUAGGCAAAUGGUGGCCUCCCACAGAAAAACCAUGAGUGGAGAUGUAAAGGAGACAAGUCUUGAAUUGGGGAAAGGCUUACUUAUAAAUACAAUUCUUGUUACACAGCAGAGUGUUCCUAUAGAAAGGAUACCCAAUAUAUAUUACACCUUUGGGAAAGAUUUUAAACAGAAUUUUGACCUAAUCAGAUGCUUCCAGAUUUACCCAGGAGAAAAACCUCAUAUUUGUCACAAAUGUGGGAAAAGCUUUGCCCAGAGUCUCCAUCUGAUUGAACACCAGAGGAUUCAUACUGGCGAGAAACCCUACAGAUGUGAUGAAUGUGGGAAAACCUUUAGCCACAGAUCAUCCCUUCUUGCCCAUCAGAGAAUCCAUACAGGAGAGAAACCUUACAAAUGUAAUGAAUGUGAGAAAGCGUUCAGCAGCAGUUCGACCCUGAUCAAGCAUCUGAGGGUGCACACCGGAGAGAAACCCUAUCGCUGCAAGGAAUGUGGGAAAGCCUUCAGCCAGUGUUCAACCCUCACCGUACAUCAGAGAAUUCAUACCGGUGAGAAACUCUAUAAAUGUGCUGAAUGCGAGAAGGCCUUCAAUUGUAGAGCAAAACUUCAUAGACACCAAAGAAUCCACACAGGGGAGAAACCCUAUAAAUGCAGUGAGUGUGGGAAAGGUUACAGCCAGUUUGGAUCCCUGGCUGAGCACCAGAGGUUUCAUACUGGGGAGCAGCUGUGUAAGUGCUUGGAAUGUGGGAGGACCUUCACACGCAUCUCAACCCUUCUCGAACACCAGCGAAUUCAUACCGGCCAGAAACCCUAUCAAUGUAAUGAGUGUGGGAAAACCUUCAACCAGUGUUCCUCCUUCAACGAACAUCGUAAAAUUCACACCGGGGAAAAGCUCUAUACCUGUGGAGAAUGUGGGAAAGCCUUUGGCUGCAAAUCCAACCUGUUCAGGCACCAAAGAAUUCACACCGGAGAGAAGCCCUACCAAUGUAAUGAGUGUGGGAAGGCCUUCAGCCAGUAUUCUUUCCUCACCGAACACGAGAGAAUCCACACCGGCGAGAAACUCUACAAGUGUAUGGAGUGUGGGAAGGCCUACAGUUACAGAUCAAACCUGUGCAGACACAAAAAAGUUCACACGAAGGAAAAACUCUGUAAAUGGAAGGAAUAUGGGAAGCCUUUUAUCUACAGCUCCUCCCUUACUCAGUAUCAGAGAUUUCUUAGAGCAGAUAAGCCCGGUGAAGUUUAAUUCUUCUCUCAAAUAAUUCAAGACUCCUCAUUAGAGAAUAAUAAAUAGGGCACAGACUCUGGAUUAGAUUAAGUGGUUUUUUUUUUUUUUUGCUUCUGGAGAAAAUACGAUAGUUCCCACUAAGUCAUGGUGAAAUUGAUCAGUGGGAUUAUGAAGAGUACCAAUUUGUCAAAUUUUCUAAGAACCAUUAAAUGCUAAUAAGGUUUCUAAGAACAUAGAAAAAAUUUUUAAUUUGUAGAAAAAAUAUAAAAGGCCUAACUUAAAAAAAAAAUGAAAAUAAUGGUGUAUACAUUUUGUUUCAUUAGAGUUUACUCCCUUUCUAAGAGCACGCUUUGAUAUGAAUUCUCCUUUAAAUUAGUCAUUGAGUUAAUGUGAAUAAGCAUGAGGCCGUAUUUGCUAAAAUGGCAAGCAAGCAUAGGACACGCUCUUUUCCGUAAAGAGAAACUCAAGGUAAAAAGGAAUUCUUUAAAUUCAAAUUUUCACGUGGAAAUAAUGAAGCUCACUUUUCAUGAACUGCCUCAGCGGCAGGUUGUAUAUAUAAAUAUACGUAUGUGGACAUAGGACAUACAGACAUACACACGUAGCUUUAGAAUAUAUGUAUAUUUUUUCCAAAAGUCUCUGGUGAUUAAAAAAUUAAUUUACAAUUUCGUUUUGGAAAUGAAAAUUUUGCCCAGAUGGAAUCUCUUUUCCUUUUCCUUAUAUUAUUUCUUAAUUUGAUAUGAUUUGACACUACUGAAUAGAGUCUUAGGAUAGUAUUAUAGAAGGUGCAGUGAACUAAAACAAGGGAGACUGUCAACGCAAAUACUCUCUUACCUGUUGCAGAAGGUAUGUAUUUGCAGAAUCUGACUAUAUACCUGGUAGCUUAUUAGAGCCAGGAGGAAUUUUCAUUUAGUUUAUUUAUAGCCUUUCAUUUUACUAACAAAAUUGAGCUUCUUGGGCAGAGUCAAGGCUAGAAUCUAAGUUUUCAGCUCUGGUUUUCUAGGGUAAUUAUAGAUAUGAAUUAUAAUCAUUGGCUUCCAACCUCAAGUGCUAAGAGUACUAGGCACUGUUUAUUUUGUAAACUGGUUAUAGGCGCAAUUGCGGUAAUUUAAUCAGUUUUAUUUCUGUGUUUACCAGGUUCCCCCUAACUGCAAUCUUACAGUCUCGUUCUUUCUUUUUCUUCUGUGUCCCUAAUUAUACCUGCUUUUAUAAUAACUGUACAUAAAUUCUCAGACUCAGUUUAGGUCCAGAUGGUGAAAUUGCUUUUGGGGUUUUCACAUACAAGAUUGCCUUUUUGUUUUUGUUAUUCAUCUUUUAGGAAUUCUUUUGUGUAAAGUGAUAUGUGAAUAUUUUAUUAAUAAACAUUCUAGUCAUCAGUUAAAAUUGGCUUUCCAAACAUUUUCCAUAUUUUUAACAUACAUUGCAUUUUCCCCUGGGCCUACGUCCCACAAUUUUAUAUCUCACUUUCACAAUUGGUAUGAUUUAAAAAAGUAUUCUAAUAAAAGUAGCUAGAACCUUCUGUCUGAGAAAGGUUUUAGAAUUAAAUGCAGGCAUUCAGCAUAGCAUGUUUCUUGACUUGCCUUAGCUCAUUUGAAAACAUCUUUUUAUAUAUGUAAGUAUAUUUACAAGGAAAUGAGCUUUUAAAAAGACUUCAGUGUUUAAUACUGGACAGAGCCAUUAGCAAGAUAUUCUAGAGAAAAACAUAUUUGGUUAUCCAAUAGCAAUGAGCAUGCUUAGUACCCAGAUCUUGGUUUCCAAAUGCUAUUCCCCACUAAAAGGAGCCUGGGCUCAUUGGAGAAAUGCUGAUUCCAUUUCUGGAGCAGGGAAAGUAGAAGAUGUGUCUGAGGUAUCUUUUUAUGAAACAAAACAAAGAUAGCACUUCAAGACUAAGCACUCAACGGAUAAUGUCAGAAGGACACAGGAGCCAUCUUAAAAGUGCUCUCACUGGUCAAAUUUAAGAUAAUUUAAACAUCAAAAAUAACAGUCAAUGAAAUUGGUUAUAACAUGCUAAGUAAAAAUGAGCCCAUAAUGAAAAAAUGGUGGGAAAAAAAAGGAAAGCUCUCUAUAAACUAAUCUGAAGAAUGCCAUCUUUUAACUGUAUAUGGAAUGACAGAUUUAGAAAAAUCACUAUUUUAUAACAAUGUGAUUAAACUAGGCAAAUUGAAUGGAUGAUAAACCCAUUAGGUGAAAAAAAUUUUAAGGAAUAUUAUAUGGUGUCAAAGUUCACAAAUACCAAUUGCAAAGAAAUGAUACACCUUUCUAACGGAGAGAUCUGGCUGUCAAACUGAAUUUCACUACUGGUGGGAGAGCCUGACGUUGUGUGGCUCCUGAUGAGAUGCAGGAUGAGACACAUGUGACCAUCCAGGACGUAUUCUUGCCAAGAGUGUUUAAUGAAAAUCUAAUUAAACCUCUCAUCCAGGUUUAUGCUCCUAUUUAUAAGAAAGACAAGAGAGCAACAAGUCGAAUUCCAUGGUGAGGAAAUAGACAAACCUAGAGUUUGAGACUUUGUACAAGACAACUGGUCUGGAUUUUUCAAGAAGCCAACAUCGUAGAACAAAAAGGAGACUUCUAGAUUAAGGCACCCAAGAGUCAUAAGCAAGUUGUGAUCCUUAGUUGGCUUCUGAUUCAGAAAAAUUAGAGCAACUAUAAAAGACAUUUGGGAGGGGGUACUUGGGGAAGUAUGAGGAUGGAAUGGGUUUUAGAUAAUGUCAUAUGUUUAGUUUUCCUAGAAGUGAUGGUGGUAUUGAGGUAUUUAGAAUGAUGUCCUUAUUCUUAGAAGAUGCAUGUAAAAGUUUUCAAGUUUAAAAAGUCAUGGUGUCUGCAGAACAUUUUCAGGUAGGUAUGUAAAAAAUUAGUCAACUGUUGUGAAAAAUUAGUCAACUUUGUGGAGGAUAUAGAGAUGUUCAUUGGUCAUCUUUACAUUUUUCUGUAUGUUUAUAAUUUUAAUAAAAAUUUGAGGCAAAAAGUGAUUGCAUAAUGUGAUGAAGCUUCCAGUCAGAAUUUUUCCUUUAGGGGCACCUGGGUGGCUCAGUCGUUAAGUGUCUGCCUUCGGCUCAGGUCAUGAUUCCAGGGUCCUGGGAUCGAGCUCCGUGUCAGGCUCCCUGCUCCGCGGGAAGCCUGCUUCUCCCUCUCCCACUCCCCCUGCUUGUGUUCCUUCUCUCACUGUGUCUCUCUCUGUCAAAUAAAUAAAUAAAAUCUUUUAAAAAUAAAUAAAAAUUUAAAAAAGAA